CUGUCAGUCGUCGGGCUGUGAUGAGUUUUGUCGUUUCUCGUUUGUCAUCCAUCCAGUUCGUUCGGUCAGGAGUGGGAGAGUAGCAGAAAAAUCGAAGUUUUUCGCGAGGUUGAUAAAACGCUGUUAUUUUUAUGGUGCUCGGGCUUCCGCGAGUGAUUACGGAAUCUAAUCAAAUCUAAGUGUCAUUGUUUAAUUCACAGAGUAACUAUAUGCAUUAAUUGUGCGUGAAGCGUUGCGCUUCAGUGACGAAAAAGAAACAAGACCCCCCCAUUUCGGUUCUAAUCGCACACGAUUUGUGUGGAGGACGGAGUUUGUUUUGGGAGUUUUCUCCGUCGCGAAAAUCGAAGUGAAAAGUUUGAAGAGGGGGACAAUUUUUCCCUAAAGUAGUGGAAAAAUUAUCACUGAAGUAGUGGAACGAAGCCAGGAAAAUGUAUCAAAGCGCCUGCAGUGCCGCUGCUGGUGGCUGCGCGGAGCCGGAACGAACUGAUCGGGACGGUCUGAUAACACACGAAUCUGCGGUAGCUCCGGUAGAACAUGACUACAGUGGAUUUGAUAUCGUGAAAGCAACGCAGUACGGUGCGAUUGGACGAGUAAAGGAACUGAUCGAAGCAGGGUGGGACGUCAACCAACCGGAUAGUGAAACAGUGACUCUUUUGCACUGGGCGGCUAUCAACAACCGAAAGGACAUUAUCAAGUAUUUCCUGGACAAAGGCGCCAUAGUUGAUGCAGUAGGGGGAGAACUAAAUGCCACGCCGCUGCAUUGGGCCACAAGGCAGGGGCAUCUUGGAGCGGUGGUUCUGCUACUUGCAGCUGGAGCGGAUCCAAGUUUAAGGGAUGCGGAAGGUUGUUCCUGUAUCCACUUGGCGGCACAGUUUGGACACACUGCAUUGGUUGCAUAUUUUAUUGCUCGAGGUGUUAAUCCAGAUCUUCAAGAUCGAGGAGGAAUGACCGCACUGAUGUGGGCUGCUUGGAAAAUAUCUGCUCUAGACCCGGUUCGUUUACUUUUGACCCUUGGAGCAAACCCUAGCCUUGCGGAUCACACUCACGGAAAUACCGCUCUACAUUGGGCUAUUCUCGCACGCAAUGCCACCGCCGUCAGUACCUUAAUCCUUAAGGGGAAAUCCAGUCUUGAAGUUCCAAACCUGCGCGGCGAUACCCCACUGACGAUGCUGCAACCGCACAUGGGCUCGAUCUGGAUCGGUUCGAAAGUGUCGGAGAAAAUCCGGGAUCUAACACAACAGUCACAGCGCCGCAAUCUGAUAGUUCGUUUCACGCUGGACAAACGUUUCCGCUGGUGGAGCAUGAUCGCUACGCCAUUCCUGGUGUUCUACCUGGCGGGGCUGAUUUUCUGCGCGGACACCCUGAUCAUCAUCAAAGUAUUCCUGUUGGGCUGCUUGUACGCGCUGUCGCACACGAUCGGCCAAACGCUGUUUGACGAAACGUUGAUGGCGUUGCUUCCCCUCAGUGUCUAUAUGGCCACCAAGGCGUGGUUCUACGUGACCUGGCUGACGUACAUUGCUCCGACGGUGUCCUUUCUGGCGUCGGUGUCGUUCCUGACGUGUAGCGCCGGGCUGUGGCUGUGCUUCCUGAAGUCAUGGCGAGGCGAUCCGGGCGUCAUUCAACCGACACAGGAGCAGAGAUUCAGGACCAUCAUCGAGUUGUCGGAACGCGGUGGCGGUGGCUUCGAACCCUCCGCCUUCUGCUCGGCCUGCUUGGUACGCCGUCCUGUCCGAUCAAAGCAUUGUUCCGUGUGCGAUCGUUGUGUAGCCCGCUUCGACCAUCACUGCCCGUGGGUUGGCAACUGUAUCGGCGCCAAAAAUCACAAAUACUUCAUGGGAUUCCUUUGGAUGUUAAUGAUCAUGUGCUGUUGGAUGUUGUACGGGGGAGCGAAUUUCUAUGUUCAGGCAUGCAGCGUCAAUAUGGAAGAAGUAUUGUCAGGUCUGUGGAAUGCGAUCGUGGCGAUCGGUUCCUGUAAUCCCUGGGUCGGCUGGGUAAUGGCAAAUGCACUGCUGCACAUGUCUUGGGUGACGGUGCUAACGAUUUGCCAGAGCUACCAGGUCGUCUGCCUGGGAAUGACAACGAACGAACGAAUGAACCGAGGACGCUAUCGGCACUUCCAGGCCAAGGGCGGCAAGAGUCCUUUCACGCGAGGUCCCGUCAAAAAUCUGUUCGAUUUUAUGGAGUGCAGCUGCUUCGGGAUAGUUCAACCGCUGAAGACCGACUGGAUGCAGUAUUUCGACUUCGAUAAGCACGUGGAACAGGAACCGCUGCUCCGGCCGGAUAAUUUUCAGUACGUCUGAAGACAGCGGAUGGAAACAGCAGAGGCAGCAGAAGGUGAUACCGAAAAGAAAGCAGAAGUCGAAAUCGCAAGUGGAAAUGGAUUUGGAGUCGGAUCUGAAACGGCAGGUAAUCGAGAAGAUGCUCCAGAACGGUUUGAAGAGCAAACUGAUCUAAGGAUUGCUGUUGAUAGUGGGACAGCCAUGGUUUGAGAAGCGAUGCGAAUGCUUCUUGCUCCUUAGUUUCACUUUACAAAGUGUGAUUAUAAGUUGUUCCGGAUAAAUUUAAGAACAAAGAAAGGCUUUAGGUAGGCAUAGUAAGGUAAUUGAAUGUGCUUGAAAUGUGUAGAACCUAGUAUUGAAAGUCAGUCUGUUAAUAGAACAAGGUGGUAAAAGACACAAAAAUAUAUAUUUGCUGUAUAUUGCAAAUGGAUGGUACAGAUAUUUAAGCAAUAGUGAUACAAUUAUAGCACGUUAGAUAGAUUGUAAAUGUUUCUCCAAAAAGUAGUUUUAUUGAGGUAUCGACGUACUUGUUUUCAGUUCUUCAGUUUUUUUGCUUCAAAAUUGGUUAUUGUGCUACUCAUCUGAUGUACAUUAGUAUGUAGAAUCAUGCAUAUAAUUAUUUUUCCUAGGAUGAACUUAAACAUUUUACGCAACUCAGAUUUGGAAAUGAAUAAUAAACCUAAUCAAAUAUUAGUA
Messenger RNA from Armigeres subalbatus, 2975 nucleotides. It is a transcript of the gene Hip14, whose product is annotated as palmitoyltransferase Hip14. The coding region runs from base 429 to 2300 and encodes 623 amino acids. Gene Ontology annotation, molecular function: palmitoyltransferase activity; protein binding. Gene Ontology annotation, cellular component: Golgi membrane. The transcript is spliced from 4 exons. The record is from RefSeq and is a predicted model, not a curated record. Gene Ontology annotation, biological process: protein palmitoylation. Lineage: Eukaryota; Metazoa; Arthropoda; Insecta; Diptera; Culicidae.